Messenger RNA from Rubroshorea leprosula, 2573 nucleotides. The record is from the annotation of a GenBank genome assembly. Lineage: Eukaryota; Viridiplantae; Streptophyta; Magnoliopsida; Malvales; Dipterocarpaceae.
UCAUGCAUGGCGAUUUGGGGCUCCAAUUCAGGCUAAUUAGGGCACUCUCUUCUUCAUUGCCAACCAACUACUGCAAUAAGAUGUGAUCUAGUGGACUCUCCUCGCGUUUCCCUUCUCGAUUUUCAGCUCGGGGUUUGUUGACCCUGUUACAAGUUCGGGGAUUUUUUGUGUUUCAGAUUUCUAGGGUUAGGGUUUUGGAGUCAUGAAGGCUACCUUGGAUCGAACCAAGGUGGUGCUCCGCCACUUGCCUCCGGCUAUUUCAGAGGCCACGCUCGUGGAGCAGGUAGAUGGGGUCUUCGCUGGACGUUACAACUGGGUCUCCUUUCGUCCGGGAAAGACCAGCCAGAACCAUCAAUCCUAUUCAAGAGCUUACAUAGACUUCAAGAGGCCAGAGGAUGUGUUGGAAUUUGCAGAUGUUUUUAAUGGGCAUGUGUUUGUUAAUGAGAAAGGCACUCAGUUUAAAAGUAUUGUUGAGUAUGCACCUUCACAACGUGUUCCAAAGCAAGGGUCUAAAAAGGAUGGUCGUGAAGGGACUAUAUCCAAAGAUCCUGAGUAUUUGGAGUUCCUUGAAUUUCUUGCGAAGCCAGUUGAGAAUCUUCCCAGUGCAGAGAUACAAUUGGAGAGAAAAGAGGCAGAACGAGCAGGUUUGGUGAAGGAUGCUUCAAUAGUGACACCUCUAAUGGAUUUUGUGCGACAGAAAAGAGCUGCUAAGGUUGUAUCACGGAGGUCAUCAUCUAAUGGGAAACUAAGCAGAAAAGCUAGUGGUUCAUCCAGCGGAAGUCCAAGUUCAGCCUCAUCCAGGAGAGGUUCUGAGAAAAGAAGGGGUUCUACUUCUACUACCAUGUAUGUUAAGAGGAACUCCUCAAAAAAUGCAAGCAGCAAAGACAAGUCAACUUAUAUUCUGGUUCCCAAACGGGAUGAACAGAAGCUUUCAGAUAAACCUGUUACUCUUGCUUCAUCCACUGGAACUGGAGUACUGGAAGAGGAAAGUGGAGUUUCUGGAAUUGCUGAUGGUGGUAAAAGGAAAGUCCUACUUAUAAAGGGAAAAGAGAGAGAAAUUUUCAAUAUGUCUGGAAGUAUGUCGCAUCAGCAGAGCCUCACAACUUCAGUUAAAAACGUAAUUGAUUCAACUUCUACCAAGCAGAACUCAAGGCGUGAAGGCAGUGGAAGGGUUAUUAGAGGCAUACUUUUAAAAGAUGGUCGUCAGAGUCAGACUGCUGGUGUCUAUUCUGAGCAACCUGUUCAAUCAUCGAAUUCAGAGAAGGACAAACGACCUCCUCGACCCCCUCAAGCCCAGGUGGUUCUGAAGGAUACCAAUGGUGCCCUAGAAGAUAAGGCUGUUGGAAAUGAUUUACAUGGUUUGUAUAAUGAGAAGCAUGAAAGACGUGCCAAAAUCAAAGAUAAACCUGAUCGUGGUGUAUGGAAUUUUCGCCGCUCUGAUGGUUCCUAUGCAAGUGAUGAGUCCUUGUCAUCCUCGGCUUCUCAAUCUCUGCAAAUAACUUUCGAUUCUUCUGAAGCUUGCUCAGGGACUCAGAGUGAUAUGAAAGUUGAUAUGUCAAAUGCACGGGGUGGGCAAAUGAAGACUGCUGGAAGUGGACGUAAUAGUUCAUUAGAUAAUGGCUUCCACAAGCAUGUUGGUCGUCGUGGACCAGUUGCUGAUAGUUUCCCUUUAAGUGAUGGGAAGUCAUUGAAAAGAGGGGGUACUUCUCAUCAUGAGGUGGUUACAAUUAUAAGCAAGUCUGGGUGCAGAAGUCAAGUUCCGGUUCUUAAUGAAUUUAAAUUGUGAAUCUCAUGAUCAAGUGAAAAUGUGGAGCAUGACCUUUGCUUUAGCUGGAGGCUAUGUUGACUCUUGCCAUGAUUAACACAUGGCUGAAGUGUAAACAACAUUUCAGCAGCAAAAUAGAGGAAGUUCAGUUGACGUAAAUGAUGCAGAUAUCAUGUAACUAAUACUUCGUUGGUUGAAAUCCUGUUUGUAGUCGGAAACCACUCAGAAAUGAAGGAACAAGAAAUAAAGAAAAAGGUUAUCAUUUCUAUAGUCAUACAUGACACCACAGUUUUUCUCUUGGCGCCCGUGAUGGAUUUUGCUUGUGAGAGGCACCAUGGUAAAUGCUCUCAUUCUUGCCAUUGGCCUAGCUGGAGAUCAUGGUAUCCUUUAGCUGACUGUGAAUAUAAAGGCAGUGCUCUGUCUACUAUCUGCUUUCUAGGAUUGUUAUAUAUGUCUUGUUGAGUAAUAUACAAUAUGAUUGGUGAGCCAUUUGUCCUUAGCCCCUAGUAUUUCAAGGGCUUUGUAAGGGAGGGUUUGUCCAGGAGAAGUGGAGCUGGGACCUUUUGCAGCCCAGCAACAGAAUGUUUUGAAUCUUUUGACUGUAGAGCAUUGGAGUGAUACUACAUUGAUUAAUUGAGUGGAAGUUUACUUGGUUCUUGUUUAGGCCCUGUUUUGCAGUGUUACUUACUGAUUUUGGACAUAGCUUUCCUGCUAUAUACAGUGUAUACAGUUUAUUCACCUUAUGAGAUCAUACUUUUGCCUCUCUACAUCCUAGCCAUCCUACUCGAAAGAAAUAAUUUAUCUUGGA